Molecule: messenger RNA, 2249 nt
Organism: Eleginops maclovinus (Patagonian blennie)
Lineage: Eukaryota; Metazoa; Chordata; Actinopteri; Perciformes; Eleginopidae
Product: interferon-induced, double-stranded RNA-activated protein kinase-like
Exons: 15
Coding region: 95-1741 (548 amino acids)
Biological process (GO): protein phosphorylation
Cellular component (GO): cytoplasm; nucleus
Molecular function (GO): ATP binding; eukaryotic translation initiation factor 2alpha kinase activity
Source: RefSeq, a predicted model, not a curated record
UGAAAGGGGGGGGGAUUUUAAAUAUCUGCAGUAACAGUCUGGGUGAAGACUAGCUCGUGCAUCGGUCAUUGUCUUACGCACCCAGGGUUUAAAGAUGGGAAAAAAGAGAAACUACAUAGCACAACUAGAGACAUAUGCACGUAAAGCACGCUGGGAGUUAACAUAUGAGGACAUGUGCUCUGAGGGACCUGAGCCCAAUGAAAGGUUCUCAAAGAGGGCUGUUGUCAAUGGUAAAUACUUUCCCAUAGGUGUGGGAAAUAACCCAAAGCAAGCCAAGUGGAAUGCAGCUAAAAGUGCCCUGAGCUGUUUGAACGAGAAGGAGAAUCUAAAACCAGUGACAGAAAAAGCUGCAAACAAUCCUACUGCAAAAGUUCCUCAGAAAAAUACCACUAAAGUCAACCUUUUAGGUGUGCUAAAUGUUAAUGCUCCGAAGAACAGGGGGAAUAUUAAAGCUGGGCUGUCAACCACACAGGAACCACAUGAUGUUCCCCAAUGCUCUAGCUUUGUGGUUGGUGAUAAGGAGCAUCCAGCUGUUACUGGGAAGCCAACAACGGAAGCUAAGGAGGAAGCAGCCAACUUGGAAAAAUAUGAGAUAUUUUGCAGUGAAACUACAGAGAUCAACUCUGGGUCCGUUAUCGUUGCUCCAGCCAGACCACCAACCGCACUGGAGACCUGUGAUGCAAAAUUAAAAAUUGUGCUAAUGACUGACUUCACCAAUUCAUCAAGUUCUACCAAGGAUGAGGAACAAAAUCCUGUUGUGAAGCCCAAAACAAGUUCUAAAUCAGGGAGUCAAGAAGUGAACACAGGAGACUGUCCCACUGAGAAGACAUCAACCAAAUCAGAAAUGUCAAGGUUUACAUCAGAGUUUGACUGCAUAGAGUCCCUCGGCGAAGGAUCCUUUGGUCGUGUUUUUAAGGCAUUAGAAAAACUGACUGAGAAGAAUUAUGCAAUAAAGAUUGUACACUAUAAAGACAUUGAAAAUGCUCUACAAGAGGUGAAGACGUUAUCAGAUCUAAAUCACUGUAACAUUGUGCGAUACUACACCUGUUGGUUGGAGGAUUCAGGAUACCGAUGCGAGAGUCUGGAUGAGAGUGCCAGCUCUACACAGUGUUCUAUCAAUGAUUCAUCGAUAAAGUACCUAUAUAUCCAGAUGGAGUUGUGUGAAUACACACUCAGAGAGUGGAUAGACAAGAAGAAUGAGGAGAAAUCUCUGCAAGACUCCAAGAGAAGAAAAGAGGGUCUAACUAUUGUUCAGCAAAUAGUUAGAGGAGUUGAAUACAUUCACUCUAAGAUGCUCAUCCACAGGGACCUGAAGCCUGCCAACAUCAUGCUUGGGAAAGAUGAAAAAGUGACGAUCGGAGACUUUGGUCUGGUCACGGUUGAAAACGAUGCUGAGAGCCUGAGGGAGAGAGAGAUGUACACAGGAACCCCAGCAUACAUGGCUCCUGAGCAGAAACAGCAAAAGACUUAUGACCGAAAAGUUGAUAUUUUUCCUUUGGGGUUGAUAUACUUUGAACUCCUUUGGAAAUUAUCCACUGUUCAUGAAAGGAACAAGGUUUGGCCCAACAUCAGAGAACAGAAAUUUCCCAAAGAAUUUCAAUGCAAUUUCCCCAAAGAGUGCUUUAUAAUAAAGCCAAUGCUGUGUGAGAAGCCAGAAGAGCGACCUGAAGCAAGUCAACUCAAGGCCGACAUUAAAGAAAUUGAGCGUCGCGGAAGAAGUCGCGGAAGAUGGACUGUCUGAUCCUGUGUUGCCUGUUUAAAGUGUUGACAACCCUCCCGUUAUUUUAAAAGGGGAAAUAUUAGCAAAUUAUUGGUUCAGACUUGUAUUUACGGUUGUUGAAAAAGACAGCUGAAUGGUUUGAUUCUUUAUCCACAUUUGAUUAAUAAAAAUGGCACAACAAUUACAAAGACUUUGCUUUGGUUAAUUGGUGCAUAACAUAAAUCUAAGGGAAGAUAAAGAAAACGGGAAAUAACGGUAUUGCAAAAAACAAGAUAAAUGCUUAACUAACUGAAAUAAAUGACCUAAGAAUUAUGUCUAGCAACAUUUAAGUCAAAUAUGGCUGACUGUUUGACAUGACGUAUAUGUACCUUUUUGUCUUUUUUUAUUUGUUUGUUUCUUAUUCCCUCUAUGCAAUUGUAAUGACACAAUGUUGGCCCAUGUCUGUUGGGUACCUUUCGGUGCUCGGAAAUUCAGGCUGUUUUUUUAAAUGUAGCGUUUUUAUAAGCUCAGAAUAAAUUGACAAACCUUA